AUGGUCCUUCCUAACGAACCCGAAUUCAAGCAAGCCUACAACGAAUUGGUCUCUGCCCUCGAAGACUCCACUCUUUUCUCUCAAAGCCCAGAGUAUAAGAAGGUCAUCCCAGUUGUCUCCAUCCCAGAAAGAAUUAUCCAAUUCAGAGUUACCUGGGAAAACGACAAGGGCGAAAUCGAAGUUAACAAUGGUUUCAGAGUUCAAUUCAACUCCGCUUUAGGUCCAUACAAGGGUGGUCUUCGUUUCCACCCAACCGUCAACUUGUCCAUCCUCAAGUUUUUAGGUUUUGAACAAAUCUUCAAGAACGCCUUGACUGGUUUAUCCAUGGGUGGUGGUAAGGGUGGUUCCGACUUCAACCCAAAGGGAAGAUCUGAUAACGAAAUCAGAAGAUUCUGUACCGCAUUCAUGAGACAAUUGGCUCGUUACAUCGGUGCUGAUACCGAUGUUCCAGCUGGUGACAUUGGUGUUGGUGGUAGAGAAGUUGGUUACAUGUUUGGUGCUUACAAGCAAAUGCAAAACAACUGGUCUGGUAUCUUAACCGGUAAGGGUUUAACCUGGGGUGGUUCUUUGAUCCGUCCAGAAGCCACUGGUUACGGUUUAGUGUACUACGUCGAAAAGAUGAUUGAAAAGGCUACUAACGGUAAGGAAACCUUCAAGGGUAAGAAGGUCGCUAUCUCUGGUUCCGGUAACGUUGCACAAUACGCUGCCUUAAAGGUUAUUGAACUCGGUGGUAUUGUUGUCUCUUUAUCCGAUUCUAAGGGUGCUAUCAUCUCCGAAUCUGGUAUUACACCAGACCAAAUUGCUGAAAUUGGUUCUGCCAAGUUAAAGCACAAGUCAUUACACGAGAUUAUCUCUGCUUCCGUCUUCACCCAAGGUGGAAAGGCUUCCGUUGAAUACAUCGAAGGUGCUAGACCAUGGGUCCACGUUGGUCAAGUUGAUGUUGCUUUACCAUCUGCCACCCAAAACGAAGUUUCUGGUGACGAAGCCAAGGCUUUGAUCCAAAACGGAUGUAAGUUCAUCGCUGAGGGUUCCAAUAUGGGUUCUACCAAGGAAGCUAUUGAUGUUUUCGAAGAAUCUAGAUCCAAGGACGUCUGGUACGCACCUGGUAAGGCUUCCAAUGCCGGUGGUGUUGCUGUCUCUGGUUUAGAAAUGGCCCAAAACUCCCAAAGAGUCCAAUGGACCACCGAAGAAGUUGACUCUAAGUUGAAGACCAUCAUGUACGAAUGUUUCGACAACUGUUACGAAACCGCCGUCAAGUACUCUGCUGACAAGAACUCUGAAGGUUUACCAUCCUUAUUAAAGGGUGCUAACAUUGCUGGUUUCAUCAAGGUUGCUGACGCUAUGUUCUCCCAAGGUGACGUCUUUUAA
Molecule: messenger RNA, 1368 nt
Organism: Dujonia railenensis
Lineage: Eukaryota; Fungi; Ascomycota; Pichiomycetes; Serinales; Debaryomycetaceae
Source: the annotation of a GenBank genome assembly